AUGCGACAAAAUCAUCAUCGGCAAGCAACUUGUUCUAUUAUUGCAGAGCACUUGAAAGCGAGAUAUGAAGGUGUGAAAAAAGGUACAAAUCCAACACAAAUAGUUAAUGAGAUGAACAAGAAUCUUGGUGUAAAGUGUAGUUAUUGGAAGGCAUGGAAGGCAAGAAAGUGCGCACAUGAACUUAUAAGGGAUUCAGCGGCAAACAGUUAUCCAAAACUCCCCUCUUACUUGUACAUGGUCCAAAAGUCUAAUCCUGGUACGUACACUAGAUUAAUUGUUGACGAAGAACAGAAAUUCAAAUAUUUAUUUUUGUCUUUGGGAGUAUCCAUUAGAGGUUUUCGUUACAUGAGAAAAGUUAUAUCUAUUGAUGGAACUCAUUUGAAAAACCAAUUUGGAGGAAAUUUACUCAUUGCAACUGCACAAAAUGGAAAUUUUCAAAUUUAUCCUCUUGCUUUUGGUAUUGUUGAUUAUGAGAAUGAUGCAUCUUGGAAUUGGUUUUUGACAUGCUUACGAGAUCAAGUGCCUGAUACUACUGAUUUAGUGUUUAUAUCUGAUAGACACAAAAGCAUUAUAAAGGGAAUUCGAAAUGUAUAUAAAAAUGCUUACCAUGGAGCUUGUAUGUGGCAUCUUGGACAAAAUAUAAAGACAAAAUUUAGUGGUAAAGGUUUGAAAAAGUUGUUUGAGAAGACGGCAAAAGCAUGUCAUUUCCACGGUAAUCGAUACAACAUCAUGACCACCAACAAUUCUGAGUCAUUGAACCAAGUUUUUAGAGAAGCUCGAGAAUGGCCCAUCAUUCCUUUAUUGGAGGAAAUUAUCACUACACUCUCCAGAUGGUUCUAUGAGAGAAGGGCAAAUGCAAAUUCUUGUCCAACACCACUUACAGUUGACGUUAUUGAUAUAAUGAGACAAAGAUACGAACAAUCAAGGUACAUGAGAGUUACACCCAUUAAUCUAAGUGAGUUCCAUGUUAAAGGUGAGCCACUAGACGGUCUAGUUAAUAUUGAGGAACAUUCUUGUACAUGUCGAGAGUUUGACAUUGAUAAGAUUCCAUGUAUUCAUGGCAUCGCUGCAGCAAUGCAUCGUGGAGUAGAUGUUUAUAGUCUAUGCUCAAAAUUCUACACGACUGAAUUUUGGAGGAUGGCUUAUGCAGAAUCUAUUUACCCUUUACCACCUAAAAUAGAAUGGCUUCUUCCAGAAGAGGUUAAGUCUCAAGUCGUUAUCAAACCAGUUAAGUUAAUUCCCCCAGGGAGACCAAAGAAUAAACGAAUUCCUUCGAGAGGAGAGUUUCCAAAGGAGAAGAGUAAUUCUGCACCUGAAUCGUCAUCAAAGAAAGUAAAGGGUAAGGUUUCUGAUGUUGAUGGGGGAAAAAAGCAACGGAAGUGUUCCAAUUGUGGAUGUUAUGGGCACAACAAAACCACAUGCAAGAAGUGA
Humulus lupulus (European hop) is the source of this 1431-nucleotide messenger RNA. RefSeq lists its product as uncharacterized. Gene Ontology annotation, molecular function: zinc ion binding. The record is from RefSeq and is a predicted model, not a curated record. The coding region runs from base 1 to 1431 and encodes 476 amino acids. The transcript is spliced from 2 exons. Lineage: Eukaryota; Viridiplantae; Streptophyta; Magnoliopsida; Rosales; Cannabaceae.